GUGCAGCGCUUGCCUUAUGGGAAACGUAGUUCGUUAGUCGCCCCCCAAUGUUCUUUCAACAUUUGGUGACGUUUGUGCAACGUGAUAUCGUUCGCUGGAAAUGUUCAACUUCCGUUCCUCUGCAGCGAAGAGAGCAGAGAAACGUUAUUUAACGGUUAAGAAAGGAUUUCGGGAACGUUUCAUCGGUUCACAGUUUGAAAAAACUUAAAUGGAGCACGGUAAUGGGGAUAACCACAACUGGCCGAUGCAACGACGAGUGGAGGGUUUUGUGAACAAACAUAUGGCAGACAUUGCUCGAGGAACCCUCCAACAGAGGCUGUCUGCUGUGACCGAUGAGAUGCACAGUCUGGCUGAACAUGUCUCCAGACGCUCGGUGGAAGAGUUCAAAGACGAACAGCGGCGAGGGGACGUGAGUUUCGGCUUAGAGCCGCCGCCGCCGCCGCCGCUCUCCUCCGCCUGUAGCUCCGGAACCGCUGACAAGUUACUUUCUGCCCCAUCCACAGAGACUGUUAGUCAGCGGAAGAUCAUCGCCCUACUGGUGGAGAUCAAAGAGGAGCAGCAGAGGCAGUGGGCAGUGCUGAGGGAUCUUCAGGCCCGACUGCAGGGUCAGACCGGCUACGAGGAAGAGGAUGUGGAGGCUCUGGACGUGGAUCUCCCCCUGAGGACCCUUGAGCAGCUAGAUGAGAUGGAGAGUCAGCUGGAUGACGCAGGAAUACAGAAGAGAAUGGUUUCUUACCUGUCACGGAUGGGCGGGGCUACGGUUGACGAUGCAGUGAGACGUCUUAUGCAGUCUGUGCUUUCGUUCGCUGUUGGUUCUGAGCUCAACUGGGUGGGUCGUGGACAGAAGAGAAGCUUCAGGAACACUCGCCUCCAAGGGGUCCUCUUCUGUGCCCUGAAACGAACACCAGUGGGUAAGGAGGCCACACAUCACCAGUACGCUGACGUGGUGAAGAAAUGGCUGCGGUUUGCUCCAUUCAGACAGGGAGGGACCGGCCGUCGCUGCUGCAAACCUCCUGUGGACUUUCCAGAUUCUGAGGAAAGUAACAGUUUCAACCAAAGCUCCAUACUCUGACAUUUAUCUCACUUAUUGGGUAUCCCAAGAUACCGAAACAUUAGGCUUUCCAUUCUGAGACAAGAAUUACCCAAAAUAAAAACGCCACACGAUUAUGAAAAGAUUGCUGUUAUAAUUGCAAUAUAAUCUUUUUUUUUAAAGACUUCUGCACUCUGUUCACUUCUGGAAUUGUUCCUUCUCCAAAGUUCUAAUAGUGUAAAUGUGUCCUUUUUUUAAAGCCCAACGAGGAGACACAGCUUACUUCAGCUGUGUUAGAGAAAGAACCUGGCAAUGGUGUGCCUUUCAGAACUUAACUUGAAAAUGACGAUGCAAUCUUUCUUUUGAAAUAUCAGUCAGUGCACAUUAUUCUUAAUUGAUUAUAAAUGGAUAUAUUCACUAUGAAUUUUUCUGUAUGUAUUUUUUUUUCACCUCUUGUACACAAACAAUAUUAUCUCCCUCUAUAAUACCUUAUACAGUGUUAUUAUUCUACUGAGGGUAUGUUAGAAUUUGUACAGUGGGUGUUCACAGUUUAUACUGUAGGUGGCGACAAAAUCAAAGCAUUUGUCUCGAAGUGCAUUACAUUAAGGAGAGGGUAUUUUCUGUCAUCACUAAUGAAGCAGUAACAUCUAAUGUAAUUGGUUUCAAUCGUUCAGUAAGCUGAAGAUGCUAUUUCACAGAAAAAGUGUCCCCAUGACUGUUCCCACGUGUCUUUGUGUCUCAUUUGGAUUUGUUUGUUCCAACAACACGGAUGAAAAGUGCUUCCAAUUAUGAUUUGGUAACAUUUAGUUUGAACUUUGAUAAGAACAUUUUUUGCAAAGAAAUCAGAGCAGGUGCAUAGUAAUUAAGUAAUUGUAAUUAAGUAAUUGUAUUAACCUUGCAGCACAAAGGAAACAUUGGAAAUAUGACAGGGAUUAUAUUCACAUCAUUAUGUCCUCUUUACACUAUUUACAUGUUGAAGACAAAGUCAAACAAUUAGCUAUUACAACACAAUGUGUCUUCAAGUCUUUGAGGAUUGAUUCCAUCACACAGAGUACAUUAUGAUGUGAUUUAUAUUCCUGGCAUGUUUCUUAAAUUAUUUGGUCGAAUGCAGCCCAACAGCACAUGGAUAAUGACAGUAAUAACUACAGUACUGGGUUAAAUAAUGUAAAUACAAAUUAUACCACAGUAUCAAAUGCUUGGUUAGCUUUUGUUUUUUUGUAAUGCAAGUAUGUUAAACCAUGUAAAAUAUAGGUAUGUAUGAUGUUUAUCACUUCUAGUAUUCUUGUUUCUUAAUGUAUAUUAAUAAUUUUCAGGUGAUAAAUAUGUUAUGUUUCAAGCUUCAGUGAAAUUAUACACUUUUCUUGGGUGAAGGAAGCUGGUCCUGUGUAAAUGUGUUUCCAAGUAUAAACCAAGCUGAACUUAAUUAAAUGUGUCUUUUUUGCA
This is a messenger RNA of Cottoperca gobio, 2473 nucleotides long. RefSeq lists its product as uncharacterized. The record is from RefSeq and is a predicted model, not a curated record. The coding region runs from base 209 to 1072 and encodes 287 amino acids. Lineage: Eukaryota; Metazoa; Chordata; Actinopteri; Perciformes; Bovichtidae. The transcript has 4 exons.